Molecule: messenger RNA, 4512 nt
Organism: Clarias gariepinus (North African catfish)
Lineage: Eukaryota; Metazoa; Chordata; Actinopteri; Siluriformes; Clariidae
Product: NACHT, LRR and PYD domains-containing protein 3-like
Exons: 15
Coding region: 217-4137 (1306 amino acids)
Molecular function (GO): protein binding
Source: RefSeq, a predicted model, not a curated record
UUAACACUAUAUAAAAUAUCUCUUUACAAAGGCUUAGUUUAUUGAAACUUUCAUAUCAUUUGAGCUCCAUCAGGCUGUUGGAGAGAGUGAACAUCUGUAUUUACAUGAUACUGUGAAGGAAUUGGAUAUUUAUAUUAGUAAUUUCCUAAUCUCUGAUUUUUUACUCACCAGGAUUAACCUUAAUUUAUGCUAUAAGAAGUUUGACUUUCUAAAAUAAUGUCAGCGGAGUGUGAGAAAAUGACGUCUGAAAAGAGUCUAGAAGAGGAGCUGGGAGAGAUGAAAAGUGGAACUGAGAUAAGGCCAAGGUCUUCUGAAUCCAGCUGUGUGUCCUUUAAGAGUGACCACUCAUUGCCACUCUUUAUCAACUUUAAAGAGGGAACAGUCACUCAGGAAAGAAUCACAAAACAGAGCUCGAAAAUCAUCUGCAGAAAUUCACUGGAGUCCAUAUUCAAGGAGCUGGAGCACAAAUUUAUCACAUUAUUGAAAAACAACUUGAACAGAUUCAAGAACCUACUUAGUGCUGAUUACCCAGCAUGCUCUGAGGAGGAGGAGGAGGAGGAGGACUGUGUUAGAGAGGGUGUGCUGAAGAUCACACUACACCUCCUGAAGAACAUGAAGCAGGAAGACCUCGCUCAAAAACUGCAGAUCAAGCUGGCCUCUGUGUAUCAGCGGAAGCUCAAAUCCAAACUUCUAGAUAAAUGUAAAAGAAUUAAUGAAGGAGUCUCACAGCAUGGGACAUCAACAGUUCUGAAUCAGAUCUACACAGAGCUCUACAUCACAGAGGGAGGGAGUGGAGACGUCAAUAAUGAACAUGAGGUGAGACAGCUUGAGACGAUGUCCAGGAGACCAGCAGUAGAGGAGACACCCAUCAAAUGUAAUGAGCUCUUUAAAGACAAGUGCAUCAGAAGUGUGCUGACUAAAGGAGUAGCUGGAAUUGGAAAAACUGUCUCUGUGCAGAAGUUCAUUCUGGACUGGGCUGAAGGGACAGUUAAUCAGGACAUCCUCUUCCUGUUUCCUCUUCCCUUUAGAGAACUUAACUUGAUAAAGCAGGAAAACUUUAGUUUGAUUUCGCUUCUUCAUCAGUUUUUCCCUGAACUUAAGGACUUGGAUGUAAUAGACAGUAAUGUCUACAAAGUUCUGUUCAUCUUUGAUGGUCUGGAUGAGUGUCGACUUCCUCUAAAUUUCCAGAAGAAUGAGAUGUUGUGUGAUGAGACAGAGUCAGCCUCAGUGGAUGUGCUGCUCACAAACCUCAUCAAGGGGAACCUGCUUCCCUCUGCUCGCCUCUGGAUCACCACUCGACCAGCAGCAGCCAAUCAGAUUCCUCCUGAGUGUGUAGACCAGGUAACAGAGGUACGAGGAUUCAGUAAUGCUCAGAAAGAGGAGUACUUCAGGAAGAAGAUCAGUGAUCAGAGCCUGGCCAAUAAAAUCAUCAGACACAUGAAGUCUUCCAGAAGCCUCUACAUCAUGUGCCACAUUCCAGUCUUCUGCUGGAUAUCAGCCUCUGUUCUAGAGAGAAUGUUGAAUGAAACAGAGAGUGGAGAGAUCCCCAAGACUCUGACUCAAAUGUUCACACACUUCCUGGUCUUUCAGAUCAAACACAAGGACCAAAAGUACCAGCAGAAAUGUGACCUUGAUCUUCCCCAGACCAGAGAGAGUAUCCUGGCUUUGGGAAAACUGGCUUUCCAACAGCUAGAGAAAGGAAACCUCAUGUUCUAUGAAGAAGACCUGAAAGAGUGUGGCAUUGAUGUUAAAGAAGUGGCAGUGUACUCAGGAGUGUGUACUCAGAUCUUCAGAACCGAGUCUGGACUUUACCUGGGGAAGAUGUUCAGCUUUGUGCAUCUGAGUGUUCAGGAGUUUUUGGCUGCUUUAUACACAUUUCUCUGCUUCCUCGACAAAAAGACAACAAUAAAACAAACCACUGAUCUGUCUGGUCUUUUCAAUAAGUCAGAAAUGUCUGAGUUCCUCAAGAGUGCAGUGGACCAGGCCUUACAGAGUGAGAACGGACACUUGGACUUGUUUCUUCGCUUCCUUCUGGGUCUCUCAGUGGAGUCUAAUCAGAAGCUCAUUGGAGGUCUGCUGUCAUACACAGGAAGCAGUUCUGACUACCAAAAGGACACGGUCGAGUACAUCAAGUUCAAGUUUGAACAAAAUCCAUCUCCAGAGAGAUUAAUUAAUCUGUUCUACUGUCUGAAUGAGUUAAAUGAUGAUUCACUAGUGAAAGAGAUCCAAAGCUACAUGAGCUCAGGACGUCUCUCUGAAGCUGAACUCUCACCUGCUCAGUGGUCUGCUCUGGUCUUUGUGUUACUGACGUCAGAGGAGGAUCUUGAAGUGUUUAUGCUUCAGAAGUUCAUAAGAUCAGAUGAAUGCUUUAAGAGACUGCUGCCAGUCGUACAGGAAGCCACAACAGCUCUACUCAGUGAGUGUAACCUGACAGAGAGAAGCUGCUCGACUUUACACACAGUUCUCAGCUCAGAAUCCUCCAAGCUGACUGAGGUGGAUCUGAGCAGGAAUCCUCUGGAGGACUCAGGAGUGAAGCUGCUUUGUGCUGGACUGAAGAGUCCAAACUGUAAACUGGAGACACUGAGACUUUCAGACUGCAGUAUAACAGGGGAAGGAUACACUGCUCUGGCUGAAGCUCUGAAAUCAUCUCACCUGAUAGAGCUGGAUCUCAGAGGGAACGACCCUGGAGACUCAGGAGUGAAGCUGCUCACUGAUUUACUACAGGAUCCAGACUGUACACUGAACACACUGAGUCUGUUGAAAAGUGCUGAGGCGGAGGAAGCCUGUGCUUCUUUAACUGAGCUUCUGGGUACAAACCCUUUACUGCAGAGAGAACUGGAUCUGAGUGGGAAAAUAUCUGGAGACUCAGGAGUGAAGCAGCUCUCUGUUCUACUAAAGGAUCCACACUGCAGACCUGAGAAACUCAGACUUUCAGACUGCAGUAUAACAGGUGAAGGAUACACUGCUCUGGUUAAAGCUCUGAUGUCAAACCCCUCAUCACACCUGAUAAAGCUGGACCUCAGAGGGAACGACCCUGGAACAUCAGGACUGAAGGAACUUAGGAAUUUGAUGAAAAAUACAAAAUGUAAACUAAAAACUUUGAGGUUGUUGAAAAGUCCUGAUGCACAGAGAGCUUGUGAUCAUCUGACUGGUGUUCUGGGUAUAAACCCCAUACUGCAGACGGAUCUGAAUCUGAGCGGGAAAAUAGACGGAGACUCAGGAGUAGAGCAACUCUGUGUUUUACUGAAGGAUCCACACUGCAGACCUGAAACACUUCAACUCAGUGAGUGUAAUCUGACAGAGAGAGGAUGUUCAGCUCUGCUCACAGCUCUCAGAUCAGAAUCCUCCACCCUGAGGGAGCUGAAUCUGAGUAAGAACAGGAUUCAGGAUUCAGGAGUGAAGCUGCUCUCUGCAGAACUGAAGAAUAAACACUGGACACUGCAGACUGUCAGACUUUCAGACUGCAGUAUAACAGAGGAAGGAUACACUGCUCUGGCUGAAGCUCUGAAAUCAUCUCACCUGAUAGAGCUGGAUCUCAGAGGGAACGACCCUGGAGACUCAGGAGUGAAGCUGCUCACUGAUUUACUACAGGAUCCAGACUGUACACUGAACACACUGAGGUUGUUAAAAAGUGCUGAUGCAGAGGAAGCCUGCAAGUGUCUCACUAACAUUGUGGGUAAAAACCCGUUACUGCACAAAGAGCUGAAUCUGAGCUACAGAACUGAAGACAUUAAAGUGAAUCAGCUCUCGGCUUUGCUGCAGGAUCCACAUUACAGACUGCAGAAACUCACACUGUGUAAGAGUGUAAGUGUGAAAUCCUGCACUGAUGUGGUUUCAGCUCUCUGUACAAAUCCAUCACACAUCAGAGAGCUGGAUCUGAGGUGGUGUGAACUAGGAGACUCAGGAGUGGAGAAGCUCUGUGAUCUACUGAAGAAACACGAGUGUAAACUGGAGACACUGCGACUGUGUGAGAGUGUAAGUGUGAAAUCCUGCACUGAUGUGGUUUCAGCUCUCUGUACAAAUCCAUCACACAUCAGAGAGCUGAAUCUGGGUGUAUGUGAGCUAGGAGACUCAGGAGUGGAGAAGCUCUGUGAUCUACUGAAGAAACACGAGUGUAAACUGGAGACACUGCGGUGAGUAACUCAGUGAUGUGAUGAAACAGCUUUAAUAACAUGCAGUAACAAUUACAAAGCUCUCGCCAGCACUAACAAGUAAUGUCUAACUAACAUGUCUAACCUGCUGUUUAGAUCUGAUUUAUUAUCAGUAAUAAAGAGUAAAUAAGGAUUUAUUUGAGGAGGAUGUGGGAUUAGGAACAAGUAGUGAGAGGUAGACACUCACUAAAGGACACCAGAAAAACAUCCACACUGGACGUCUCAUGACCGGCCGAAUGUGUUAUGUGUUAGAUCUUAAGAUGUCCACAGAGAGACAUAUUUUCCAUGGACAGAUCAGAACCUCACAAGGACAUUUAGAUUACAUUCAGAAUUAGUUAGAAAGACAUUUAUUUCUAGAUGU